Messenger RNA from Heteronotia binoei (common prickly gecko), 1613 nucleotides. It is a transcript of the gene GALE, whose product is annotated as UDP-galactose-4-epimerase. The record is from RefSeq and is a predicted model, not a curated record. Gene Ontology annotation, cellular component: cytosol. Bases 77 to 1120 code for a protein of 347 amino acids. Gene Ontology annotation, biological process: beta-D-galactose catabolic process via UDP-galactose, Leloir pathway. The transcript is spliced from 11 exons. Gene Ontology annotation, molecular function: UDP-glucose 4-epimerase activity. NCBI's taxonomy places the organism in Eukaryota, Metazoa, Chordata, Lepidosauria, Squamata, Gekkonidae.
GGAGCGAGGAGCUCUUAAAGGGACCUCGCCGCAGAAUGCACCUUCAUUGCCUGAUAGGAGUUUGCGGUCGGUAAGAAUGUCAGAGAAGGUCCUCGUGACGGGUGGAGCUGGCUACAUAGGGAGUCAUUGUGUGCUGGAACUGGUCGAAGCGGGCUACACUCCUGUGGUCAUUGAUAAUUUUCACAAUGCCAUCCGAGGGGGCAAAGCCUUGCCCGAGAGCAUUCGGCGGGUGCAGGAGAUCGUGGGCAAGGAGAUCCUUUUCCAGGAGCUGGAUGUUCUCGACGAAGCUGGCCUCCAAGAGCUCUUCAAGAAGCAUCGCUUCUCAGCCGUGAUGCAUUUUGCAGGCCUCAAAGCAGUUGGAGAGUCGGUCCAGAAACCGCUGGAGUACUACAAGGUGAACCUCUCUGGGACCAUCCGCUUGCUGGAGACUAUGAAAGCGCACGGGGUCAAGAACUUGGUGUUCAGCAGCUCCGCCACGGUCUAUGGGGACCCCAACUACCUCCCCCUCGAUGAAAACCACCCCGUCGGGGGCUGCACCAAUCCCUACGGCAAGUCCAAGUACUUCAUCGAAGAGAUGAUCCGCGAUCUGUGCAAGGCAGAGCCGGACUGGAAUGCUGUUCUUCUACGGUAUUUCAACCCUAUUGGCGCCCAUGAGUCGGGAAGGAUAGGAGAGGAUCCCCAGGGCAUCCCAAACAACCUGAUGCCUUACGUUGCCCAGGUGGCUGUGGGACGCAGGGAGUUCCUGAGUGUAUUUGGGAAUGAUUAUAGCACAGUGGAUGGAACAGGUGUUAGAGAUUACAUCCAUGUGGUGGAUCUGGCCAAGGGCCAUAUUGCAGCACUGAAGAAACUCAAGGAGAAUUGUGGUUGCAAGAUAUACAACCUUGGGACUGGUGUUGGCUACUCUGUCCUGCAGAUGGUCAAAGCUAUGGAGAAGGCAUCGGGAAGGGAGCUCAAGUACCAGAUUGUUGCACGUCGGGAAGGGGACGUGGCCUCCUGUUAUGCCAACCCUGCCCUUGCGGAGCAGGAGCUGGGCUGGAAAGCUGUCUUUGGGCUGGACAAGAUGUGUGAGGACUUGUGGAGGUGGCAAUCACAGAACCCCACCGGCUUCAGCAAGAACUAGUUCUCCAGACAGCAUCCUCUGUUUCCUCUGCCUCGUGGGGGGUGCUGCUGCUGCCGCCACCUCUGGGUCCCAAGGACUUCUCACUCAGGGAAGAAAAGGAUUCCCAAGAGGGGUGGGGCUUGGGCCGUCUUCUCCCCUUUGAAAUUUCCUUCAACUGCAGAAAGUUCUGCCACACGAGGACCCCCAUCAAAUUCAUGUGGCUGGAAAAAAAUGCUAAUCUCUCACUUUCCACAAGGAGAAUGAAGCACUCCACUGCUCGGGCUCUUACUUCUGCUGGUCUUGAUGUAACUGGGCGGGGGGGUGGGGAGGCACUGCCGGGCAUCUUAUCUAGCUCCCCUCAAGUACAGAGCCAAGCAGCAACUGUGAGCUGCAGGCUGACUGUGGUCCCCAAAGCACUGGCCACAAAAUGAAGGAAAACACUCGAGGGCAGCUUAUGACAACGUUUCUACCAUUUAUUGAAGAGGCAAACAAUUAAAGCAUUUAAACCAAAAAA